Messenger RNA from Ilex paraguariensis (yerba mate), 612 nucleotides. NCBI's taxonomy places the organism in Eukaryota, Viridiplantae, Streptophyta, Magnoliopsida, Aquifoliales, Aquifoliaceae. The record is from the annotation of a GenBank genome assembly.
AUGGCUUCCAAUACUGUAGCCUAUAGUGGCCGUGCCCAAAUUGCUCAAAAUGAGUCAGACACACCGUUUUCAUCUCCUCUCUGGCCAUCCUCUCGCCGGAGUCCGUUUUUCUCUUCAUCUCCUUCUCUCUCCUCCAAUUCAUCUCUAGGAUCACUCUCUUUCCAUGAUGAUAAUUCUCCAACUAGUCCCACCAACCCUCCUUUUAGAUUCUCCGGAAUUCCGUUUUCUUGGGAACAUCUUCCUGGAAUUCCCAAGCAACAACUUCUCAAGAAAAAGGACCCUUCAUUAAAUCUCCUCCCACUGCCUCCGGCUGGAACUCCGACCCCCUCCAAGAAAUUCAAUUACCAAAAAAUUUCUCCAAACCCGAAGAAGUACAAUAAUGAAAGUUUUCGAAAGGAUCCGUUUUUCGCGGCAUUGGUGGAGUGUUCUAAGGAUGAUCGUGGCAUUGACACCAUUGGUAGUUUUUGGAAGGGCUCAAAGGUAUCAAGAACAUUAAGUGAUCGUCUCGGGUUCACAGCCAUGAAUGCUUCUUGCAAAAGGACUUGUGCGGUUUCAGAGUCCAUAGUUUAUCUUCCAAGAUCAAGCACCCAUGCUCUUUUCAAUAGUCGUUAA